Messenger RNA from Colletotrichum chrysophilum, 606 nucleotides. RefSeq lists its product as uncharacterized. Bases 1 to 606 code for a protein of 201 amino acids. The record is from RefSeq and is a predicted model, not a curated record. Lineage: Eukaryota; Fungi; Ascomycota; Sordariomycetes; Glomerellales; Glomerellaceae. The transcript has 2 exons.
AUGGCCGAAGUCAUUGGACUUAAGCUCAAGGCGAUAAAGGGUUUGCCUGAAGCAUUUGCUGAAGUCGCGCUUAGAGUGCCGCUCGCUCAACAGAUCCUCCGCGAUGUCGAAGCUCGAUCUCAAGAAGCCUCAGAAGAGACCGUUAAAGCGAUCCUCGCAGUCGUGGAAUCUUGCAAGGGAAAUGCUGAGGCUCUGAAAACGAUAUUGGAGACUCUUGAUCCUGGACAGCCCACAUCGUCGUGGAACUUGCAUGUGGACAAGUAUAUUUCUUUGAUCAAGAGCUGCGGAAAGAAAGGACGUGUCGAAGACCUCAUGAAGAAGAUUCUCGAGGAUCUUUACACUCUGGCGAGCCAUCGGUCAAUAAAAGCGGCAAGCUCAGAGCAGCUUGAGAGCCUAAAGGAAGCCAUCGAGAAAGUUGAGAAGGUCAAGAAAUCGGUUCCAGAUGAAGUGUUGGAAGACGUAUCUAAGGUCAGCAUCUCUCACGGAGGACAUGGGCCAAUGGUGAAUCAAGUCGGUGAUCGUAACGAGGCAUGGACCCAUUUUGGUUCUGGACACAUCAACAACAUUGGUGGAGACGCUCAUUUUGGGGCAACAGCAGGUCAGUAG